CUAGGGGAAAGUGAAACAGAUCAUAUGUUUGACCGCUGGUCCUAACGUAUUUUUUUUUAAUGUUUGUUUUUUGAAAUUUAUGUCCUCUUCGAACAUAGAGAGAUGACAAGGAAAAAAAUAUGUUAAGGUUUCUGAAUGUUCCAUUUAAGCGGUAAUUGGGCAAAAUAUUUUAAAAGCAGGGCUCACUGCUAUGACUUUGUGUGCUUCCAGCUUCAUGUUCCUCUCUCUUUUCUGUGUAUCUACAGUAUAUCUUAAUUGACUCUGGCCCACCCUCCCGCCAUGCCCUUUCAGCUCUGCUCCAUGCACACACCCUUAUUUGCCAGUCACUCCUGUGAGCACACUGCAUGAGUAAUAUGAUUUGUGGUGAAGUAUAGGCUGGCAUUUAGAUACUAAUAAGGAUCUUGGGGGAGGGGAGGGAGAGAGGUCCAUCCCAGUGAAGUCGCCAUCCUGUGUGAAGUUUUUCCUGAUGGUCUCUGAUUGCUGUGGGCCUUAGGUCCUUAGCGCACACUGAGCUUUAUUUCAGCCUGACAGUGAUUCCAAGACCAGAUCUGAUGUGUUGGAAAGAGCCGGUAAGUUUUUAGAGAGAGUGGUGGACUUCCCCAAUAUUUGGCAUCCAUGAUGGAAUUUUACUGACAUGAUAGUUAUACUGGAGUCUUUGAAGUGUCUACAUAUGAAGUCUCACUCUUCUCAGCUGGGGGAAGUAGGGGCAGACGAUGGUCGUGAUGCCGUUUAAAUAUUUGUUUUCUCUUCCUCGUCACCUCAGUUGCUAUUUUCUCCCUGUAGGUUAUGGCCACACCGUGCCCUUGUCAGAUGGGGGUAAGGCCUUCUGCCUCCUGUACUCUGUCAUCGGCAUCCCUUUCACCCUCCUGUUCCUGACGGCGGUGGUCCAGCGCAUCACCAUCUACGUCACCCACAGGCCUGUCUUCUACUUCCACACCCGCUGGGGCUUCUCCAAGCACACCGUGUCCCUCGUGCACGCGAUUCUCCUCGGGUUUGUCACCGUGUCCUUGUUCUUCUUCAUCCCAGCAGCCGUAUUCUCCUCCCUGGAGAGUGACUGGAACUUCCUCGAAUCCUUUUAUUUUUGUUUUAUUUCCCUGAGCACCAUUGGCCUAGGGGAUUAUGUUCCUGAAGGCAACAAUCAAAAGUUCAGAGCAAUCUACAAGUUUGGAAUCACAUGUUACCUGAUACUUGGCCUGAUUGCUAUGCUGGUGGUUCUGGAAACCUUCUGUGAACUCCGCGAGCUGAAAAAAUUCAGAAAGCUGUUCUAUGUGAAGAAGUUCAAGGGCGAGGACCAAUUGCACAUUUUGGAGCAUGACCAGCUCUCCUUCUCUUCCAUCUCAGAACAAGCAGCUAGCCUGAAAGACGAUCAGAAACAGAAUGAGCCCUUUGUGGCUGCUCAGCUGUCCGCCCACUUGGAUGGCUCUGCAAACAACUAA
Trichechus manatus latirostris (Florida manatee) is the source of this 1436-nucleotide messenger RNA. It is a transcript of the gene KCNK1, whose product is annotated as potassium two pore domain channel subfamily K member 1. The record is from RefSeq and is a predicted model, not a curated record. NCBI's taxonomy places the organism in Eukaryota, Metazoa, Chordata, Mammalia, Sirenia, Trichechidae. Gene Ontology annotation, biological process: potassium ion transmembrane transport; stabilization of membrane potential. Gene Ontology annotation, cellular component: plasma membrane. Gene Ontology annotation, molecular function: potassium ion leak channel activity; outward rectifier potassium channel activity.